GGGCAGCCCGGCCUUGGCCAUGGCCAAACUGGUGCUGGCAGGGAGAGCAGAUUGCCCCUUCUUUGCUAAGGCAGAAAUUCUGGCGGACUACUUGCAGAAAAAUCUGCCUAACUUCAGGAUCCACAAAAUUAAACAGCACCCUGAUCUCUGGGAGCGGUGGCUGAAAGACUUAUGUACAAAGAAUCGGUGGAGCCACAAACUCUCACCAAUAAUUUGGAGAGAACUUUUGGACCGAGGAGGGAAGGGUCAGCUUUUGGGAGGAUUGAACGAGUUCCUAGAAUAUUCCCAGCUUUACUACGGCAUCUCCUCAGACAUGACCAGUGAGGAGAUGCAGCUGAUCGCUGAGGAGAAUCUUCAGUCUCACAUUGAAGUGGAGCUGGAGAGAGAAGAGCGCGAAAGUCUCAUUAACCCUUUACAGGUCUGGAUUUGCAGGGCAUCUGCUCUCGCAUGCUACAUUUUGAUUCCCAUCCUGGCGAGCGGAGAAGUGUUUGGGAUGGAGACGGAGAUAAGCAUCCACCUCCUAGACAGCCACCGGUACCGCAGAAUUCUCGAGGGACUCGUCAUCGCCGCUCAGGACUUGGCGGCCCCCCUUCUCCGAAACAUCUCCAAGCACACCGACUUCGAGAGGGCCUUCUUCGAAGCCGACGUGAUCGUCCUCCUCGACGACACCUUGGAAAAGGAGGUCCUGUCACUGGAACAUUGCCUCAGAGGGGAGAUGAUGAAGUGUAGGAGAUACGGGUCCCUGAUCGAGAAGAACGCCAACCGUGAAGUGAAAGUCAUCGUGGCGGGAAGGACCUUUGUGAACCUAAAGACGUUAUCGAUCGUGAAGUACGCCCCUUCCAUCAGGCAGGAGAAUGUGAUCGCUGUGGCCAUGUUACUGGAAAACAAAGCCAAAGCGCUCCUGGCCAGAAAGCUGCGAAUAGCAUCCUCAGGGAUCAAAGACGUUAUAGUUUGGGGAAAUAUCACCGGCAGCAACUAUAUUGACUUGAGGAAAGCAAAGCUCUACAGAUAUGACAGUGCUAUUUGGGGCCCUCCUAACUAUUCUCGGCCUCUCUUGGGCAUGAUCUAUGACAGUGAAUGGAUAAAUAAGGAAUUUAUAGCUGAGCUAAAUGUGCUGAAUUCCAGUCAAAAUCGCUCUCAAGCCAUUUCACCUGCUCACAGUAUAGCCACUACUUUGAAGUAUUGGUAUCAAGAUUCACCUCCAGGGGAGAUCGUGUCUUUAGGGGUAAUGAGUGACGGGCAGUUUGGUGUUCCUGAGGGGAUCGUCUUUUCUAUGCCUGUGAAAUUCCAGAAUGGGAAAUGGGUUGUCCUCACAGACUUAGAAGAUGUUGAAAUAAAUGAAGAAACAAUGAAGGUUCUCGUCAGUGACCUAAUUCAGGAGAAACUAGUAGCAUUUGGAGAAGCAUCAAAAUAUCAACCAUAUAUUCCAGUUGUACCUCCUCCAGCUUCACCCCAAACUCAAGAAUCCCAGGAAGAAAAGGUCCCUCCUGAUGAAACCGACAAUAAGGACCAGUUCUUUCCUAGCGAAUAUCAAUCGGAGAUCCUCGAAGGAGAAAGAAGUUCACUGUACUCAGAGAAUACUGAAUCUGACCCCUUGGAUCUGUUGACUGAAUGAAAGACCGAUUCUUGGAACGACUUUUGCUAGCCUGAUGAAGUUUUUAAUUAACUGGGUUUUGAAGACUGUAAGUAACAGGGUUAACCGAUGUUGGCAGUAAGGAUUUGUCGACGGCAAUGUGUUUUUUUUUUUUCCUGGCGAGUCCACCUGAUAAUGAUUCUCAAGGUUUGUUUCAGAGUAGUUCCAUGAAAUUCGUGUUUUUGGACAAAACGUGCCUAUCUUAAAACAACAAUAAAAUUCAUUUUAUGGUAUAACCGUAUAUUGAAAUAAAACAUUUGAAUUUUCAGUUU
Ornithorhynchus anatinus (platypus) is the source of this 1905-nucleotide messenger RNA. RefSeq names its product malate dehydrogenase 1B (gene MDH1B). The transcript has 12 exons. Gene Ontology annotation, biological process: tricarboxylic acid cycle; malate metabolic process; oxaloacetate metabolic process. The record is from RefSeq and is a predicted model, not a curated record. Lineage: Eukaryota; Metazoa; Chordata; Mammalia; Monotremata; Ornithorhynchidae. Gene Ontology annotation, molecular function: L-malate dehydrogenase (NAD+) activity. Bases 20 to 1615 code for a protein of 531 amino acids.